Messenger RNA from Saccharomyces mikatae IFO 1815, 390 nucleotides. It is a transcript of the gene COX23, whose product is annotated as Cox23p. Lineage: Eukaryota; Fungi; Ascomycota; Saccharomycetes; Saccharomycetales; Saccharomycetaceae. The record is from RefSeq and is a predicted model, not a curated record. The coding region runs from base 1 to 390 and encodes 129 amino acids. The transcript has a single exon.
AUGACCAAGGAUACUAGCGAUACCACCAAUAUCAACACCACGAAGAUUAUUGACAAAGAUUCCCAACCAUCUUCAUCUUCAGUACCAGCGACCUCUAAAGGACCUGUCACUGACAGAACCAAAGUAAACUAUGUACCUAAGAGCGACGACCCAUCGUCAUUUCAAUACUACCCAGACGAUCCGGAGAAUCCGGUCAACAAGUAUAAGUUUGCUUUAAAGGCGGACAGUCAGUACUAUGACCCCUGUGAGGAGUCCUCUAAGCUUAGUUUUCAGUGCCUCGAGCGCAACGACUACGACCGCUCCAAAUGUCAAGAAUACUUUGACGCAUACCGCGAAUGCAAGAAGCAAUGGCUGACCGCCAGAAGGAAUAACAGGCAGCAAUGGGAGUGA